CUGAACUGCCUGCACAUUGGUUCUCUUCUCUCCAUAUAAACCUUAGAACCCUUCAAUCUUCUCCUAUGCUUUCUCACCAAAAAAAAAAAAAAAGCAGAACCAAAAGCCUUUUCUGAGAGCUAUGGAUUCAGAUUGGAAAAAUCUGCCUAACCACCUUCUGGAUUUAGUGUUAGAGAAACUUGCAUCGGAUGACUUUUUGAGAUUCAGUCUUGUUUGUAUGUCAUGGAGUAGUGUAACAAAGGAUAAUCCUCGACGGCCAGCCCCAAUGCUCUUAGUUUCCAGUUGUGGCAAACAGGAUACAUGGAAUGUAUACAACGUCGAGAAGGAUAAGGUUUAUGAUUUACAAUUAAGGUUGCCGAACAAACGAUUUUGUGGGUCUUCAAAAGGAUGGCUUGUAACCGUCGAUGAAACUUUCGCGGUGACCUUAAUGAAUCCGUUCGCAAGGAUUCAAGGAUGUGAAGAGAAUGAAAAUUCAAUCAUUCGCCUUCCUUCACUGAUGCCUCCUUGUCCUACACGCACCGACUACUGGGCUCGACGAUACGACCGUUAUGUUCACAAGGCUACUAUUUCAGCAGAUCCGGUUUUAAAUGCAGAUGAAUGUAUUGUUGAGGUCAUAUUCGGGGAUGGUUGUCUAUUGGCUUCUGUUAGACUUGGUAAAGAUAAAACUUGGACCUAUCGUGAACAUAGGACGCGGCACUUCAUUGAUGAUUUUGUUCAUGUUGGAGAUAAAGUUUAUUGCGUCAAUACGUCUGGUAGACUUAACCUAGAUGGGAAAAUUAUUGAACAACGUAUAGUUCGCAAGAGGUAUCUCGUGGAUCUCAACGGGAAAGAAGUUUUAAUGGUGAAAAGGUGCUUCAAGAUGGAAAAAAAAAGGAUCAGACGGCGAUACCCCAGCUUUGUGACACAAAAAUUUGAAAUUUUUAAAUGGAACUUUGAAGAAAGUAAGUGGAUCGAGAUGAAAAGUUUGGGUGAUGUUGCUCUCUUUGUGGGGGCUAACGAUUCGGCAUCUGUUUUGACCUCAAAGUUACCAGGAUGUCAACCGGAUUGCAUAUACUUCAACUCAGAUUGGCAUUGUGUAGAAUGGAAUCGCCAAGACUAUGGUGUGUACAACUUAAAGACUCACAGCAUUUCAAAGCCUUACACCCCACCUGCUUUGACACUAUUGAAUAUGACCAAGCAAAAGUCAAUCUGGUUUCUUCCAACUCUUCGGUCGUGAAUUAAUGCUCCUUCCAUCUCCUCUUCUUUUAUUCUUCUUCUAUCUGUAACUUGAUGGUCUUACUCUUGUUCUUCUUCUACUAUUAUUCUAAUUUCCAGAUCCAAAUUUUAUUGUUGAA
Molecule: messenger RNA, 1334 nt
Organism: Malus domestica (apple)
Lineage: Eukaryota; Viridiplantae; Streptophyta; Magnoliopsida; Rosales; Rosaceae
Product: F-box protein At2g26160-like
Molecular function (GO): protein binding
Source: RefSeq, a predicted model, not a curated record